Molecule: messenger RNA, 757 nt
Organism: Amoebophrya sp. A25
Lineage: Eukaryota; Dinophyceae; Syndiniales; Amoebophryaceae
Source: the annotation of a GenBank genome assembly
UCCUAAAAAUGGAGCUUCCUCUAAUGGAGCUGCUUCCUGGCGACUUGCUCUGUGGCAGUUUUAUCAGCUGUGCGAACGUGCUCGGGCUGUGGCGUGUAUCUUCCGCUGGUUUUACUGCCGCAACACUCGCGGGACUCCACUGCAGCGUGCAACCGAGUUGCCGCGUGUGCGAACCCAAACACAGGGACUCAGUUCUACUGUUGCUACGAUUACGCGAGAGCUACAAGCAGGCGCACGAACGUUCCUCACAGCGCAGUUGCUUCCUGCAGUGGCAGCUGAGAAAUUUAAGGGUAGGUUAAAGGCGCUUUUGUCACCGUUUGUUAUGGCUCUCUCCCUUAGGUGGGGACAGCCAUAACAAGCGGGAGAACCCACGAACACCAAAAGCCUACCUCUAAGAAAUCUUCGGACUUGAUGGAUCUCCAUUUCGGUGAAGAUCAUCUGUUUGCGGUCUCGCUAACGACCGAGGCUCGACAUCUGCCUUCUGAAUCGUUGGAGAUGUUGCCUAUGAAGGAGAUUCGCGAUUUCAUCCUAGCCUACGAAACUGCGAGGGAUCAGGCUGAACGUGGAAAGCGCAAAGCAUGGCAGACCAGUCUGGAGUCAGUAUUAAGGCUUGAGAAAAUCCAUCUUCGUUCCCUCAAGAACAAAUCUUCGUCCCGUUUUCAAGGGAGAACGGGACUGAGGACGCUGGAUUCAGAACGCUGAGGAUUUUUGCAAGGUCUUCUAACAGUAGUAGAGAAAGUAGAAAAAGUGUCGUCGC